Messenger RNA from Schistosoma turkestanicum, 1977 nucleotides. NCBI's taxonomy places the organism in Eukaryota, Metazoa, Platyhelminthes, Trematoda, Strigeidida, Schistosomatidae. The record is from the annotation of a GenBank genome assembly.
AUGACAUUGAUUUGUCUCUUGAUUUUUACAUGUCUUUGCUAUCGAAUUAUUGAUUAUUUCAAUCGACAUGAAAUGAUGAAAUCACUUUUUGUAUAUAAUAAAUUUCAUGUAUCCAAAAAAACUUCAGACAAAAAUAUGCACAAUAAUGAAAAUAAUAAUUUAUUAUCAUUAAUGCCUGAAGAUGAACAAAAUCUACCAGAAUGGUUUACAAUUACAUUGUGUAAUCUAAAUCCUAUCCGUGGGAGUGCAUUGUUUGCUGUGGAAAAUGGUUCAGAAAUUUAUGAUAAUAUCAGUAAAAAUCGUCAACAUGAAAUAGAUUUCAAUGGUUUAACUAAAAGAGUGAAUGUUGACAACACUUUUGUAUCUAAAGCAAUACUUAAACGAACUGGACAUAAAUUGAAUGAAAUGCUAAAAUUUUGCUUCACUGGAAAUGAACAAUGUACGCAUAGAAAUUUUACAUCUGUUCUAACUAUAUAUGGACAGUGUUAUCGUAUGAAACUGGAGCCAUCAAUUCAUGAAGUUAGAAUUGUGUUAGAUUCACAAGAUUACGAUUAUAUCAUACCUCAUAGAGGAUUAAUUGGAUUCCGUUUAUGGAUACAUUCAAAUGAACAACAGGCGUCUUACAUGCUUGAUCUGAAAGAACAAGAUAAUCGUAAUUGGAAGUAUACACAACAUGAAAAUGUUCCAGAUUUGAAUUCUUUACAACAACAACAACAAUUAAACAUUAUACGACCGAAUGAAAUUAUUGUCAGUACAGAAUUCCAAACAUUAAUACGUGUAGCUUUAGAUAUGAAUGUUCAUUAUAAGCAAACAAACAUGAAGACUGGAUUAUGUUCAACAUCAAUGCGAUUUACUGAAUGUGAACAGAAUGUUAACCGGAAUUCAGAUUCACUAGAAGAUACUAUUUGGUCAUCUGAUAAUGAUAAUCGUCAUUUUUCGAGUGCUCGUAUUGUAUCUGCAACACAAUCAUCGAAAGCAACAAUAAUGUACAGUCUUUUAGCAUUACGUAAUCCAAAUUUAUUUAUGCGAAAUAAUAUUGAUUUGCAGCGUGGUCUACGCAUACAACAACGUGCAUAUAUUCAGUUAACUAAUGAAACAGCUUUUAACGAAUUACGAAACCUCGUCACGAAUUAUGAUGAUUUACGUAAUCAGUUAAGAAGUAUCAAACAGUUAUUGCAUGAAAUCCAGAUUGGAAUUUGGCGAGAUCAACGAGAAGCUUUACAAGGUUUAUUUAAAUCUGUAGAAAAUAAUCCACAAUUAUGUACAUCACAAAUUCAAAUUCAUAUUGAUUCAAUAUACAAUGUUAAAUUAGAAAGAUUAGGUGAAGCUAUUGCUACAUGUUUACAAAGAUUAGAAUUAUUUCAAACAAGUAUGAAUUUGAUUAUUAAAUGGAAUAAACAUAUAUUACAAACAUUUUCAAUUGAUUAUGAACACUUACAAAAAGUAGAUGAAAAAAGCCUUGUUGCAUUCACUGUUCAAUUUGAAACGAUUGGAAAUGAUAUUAGUAUGACACAUUUAACGCCUAUGCAUAAAAUAUUCAAUCCAUUCGGUGAAAUUAUGGGAAUUUGUUUUGGCACAUUAAGUCUAUUGAUACCACUCUAUUUGAUUGUGGAUUACUUCUUCACUAUGAAAUGUAAAUCUUCAAAAGAUAGACAAGGAGUUAUUUAAAUAUUCUCCAAACCAGUGAUAAACAUACUAGAAUGCUGUAUAAUUUCAUCAUUUCAAACAUUAUUCUACUUAUGCAGAGAAUGUUUUGACACAUUCGAAUGUAAUUAAAAAUGAACUGUAAAUAUUGAAUAUUGAUCAAACUCAAGAUUUUUAUUGAUUAAAACAAUAUAUUCUGAUUAACUUUUAAUCUGGUUAUUGUACAUAACUACCUAACACUAAAUUGGAUCAUUUUCUUUGAUAAUCCUGAUAAAUUCAUCUUUAAAUUCUUAUAUUAUGUGUAUAUUUCUUCGAUGCCAUCAUUGCUACCGU